CAACCUUUGGACUGUGACCCUCGAUCACACUAAGAGCGCCCAGCCCUUGUGUGUGUACUGUUUUGAGUUGAGUCGGUUUGUUAUGUUCAGGAUGAAUCUGCCAGUUGUUGUGUUGUGUGGGUUAUUGUCUGCCACCAGCUGCUCAGCUAACAAAGAUGUUCAGACUGGCAUGCAAGUGGCAGCAGGAUCGCAGUCAGUGACUCUUCAGCCCUGGCUGGUGGGUCUGACAGCUGUACUUGGUUUCCUCUUGAUUGCCUUCACCAUUCUGAUUGUUCACAGACUAUUCAGGAAGAACAGGGAGGAUGGAGAGGGAUGGACGCAUGACAACAAGGCUACAGAGAUGGAUGGAAGUGAUGCUAAACAAACCUGUCUGUAGAAACCCAACUGAAGAGCACUCUGCCAUCAAAUCAAAGCUGUUCACUUCUGAUUUGUUCAUCAGUGUCCAUUCCAUCAAAUAACAUAUAAUAAUACAUAGCUGCAUUAAAUUCGCUGUCAUAUCAAGUUUAAUUUGAGCUAUUAAUGUCUGGAGUGUUUGUUGUAUUAAACAUUAAUUGGACUGU
Molecule: messenger RNA, 560 nt
Organism: Scatophagus argus
Lineage: Eukaryota; Metazoa; Chordata; Actinopteri; Scatophagidae
Gene: smim24
Product: small integral membrane protein 24
Exons: 3
Coding region: 83-376 (97 amino acids)
Source: RefSeq, a predicted model, not a curated record